This is a messenger RNA of Sipha flava (yellow sugarcane aphid), 1349 nucleotides long. RefSeq lists its product as uncharacterized. Lineage: Eukaryota; Metazoa; Arthropoda; Insecta; Hemiptera; Aphididae. The record is from RefSeq and is a predicted model, not a curated record.
UGAACUGCGAUGGUUGUUUCUUUAAUACGUGUCAUCGCUCAUGAUGUGAAGUCAGUGCAUUACAUUAAAAGCUUCAAAAUGCUAUUUUAUACUAUUUUAAUUUUUCAAUUAUCACGCACAAUUUUAUGUACAGUUGAUCUGCAAUAUUCACCCAAAGAAAAUGAAAACGUGAAAAAUUUAGUUGGUGUUAUAAAGAAAUUGCAUUACCGAUAUUCAUCACAGAGAAAUGUCAAAUGAAUCAAUCAGGGAAAUACACAUGCGACAAAGAAAACAUAAAUUUAUUACUAAAUUCGGAGGGAUUGAUAAAAGAAUUCGAUAACGUGAACACGGAGGACAAUUGUCUAAAGAUUAGUCAGGAUUUAAUUUUAGGUGUAUAUAAUAUCAUAAAUGAUACCAAUCAGGAAAAUCCAAAGGCAAAUUCAUUGAUAUAUAAGGAUAUAUUUAUUCAACAGUAUCCCGAUUAUGUAGACAAACUGUCAUGUGAAAAUCAAAAUGAUGACUACACAGAGCUAGAAAAUAAUUGCAAUGUUAUAAUAAAUAAACUGAUACAUGAAAAUAAUGAAAAACAAUUAACUGUACCGGAAAAAAUAAAUUAUCUUCUGUUACUUAUUUAUCAGAAACUUAAGGAGCACUUUCAAAAAGGUAUAUUUACUUAUUUAAAAGAUAACAUUUAUAUGUCUCUUAUUAAUGUAAAUUUGUUAAGUACAAUAGUUUCGAAUAUGUUCCAUAGAUUUUGCAAACCGACUCCGUUAAUUCUUCACUAUUUGAGUAAUAGAAAUAUUAAUGAUAAAAAUCUGUUUACUUUGUAUUUUACAUUGUGCGGAGAUUAUAUCGGAUUUUUUAUCGAUCGUUGCGCUGUCAAAAUGACGAACAUAUAUGAGGACAUCACGUUAAACGCGGAAUGCGUGAUGCAAUCGUUCAUCGAUAAGUUAUCAGUAAAUAUCGAAAAGAUCACUCCAUUAAAUAUCAUUUUUGGUAUGGUUCAGGAGAACCCUACGAAGGAUAGUAUGAAAUCAAUUGUUGAAAAUAUUUAUAACGCCAUGAAAAAGAGUUACAAAGCUAGUUUUUUGUGGACCAACUAUGAUUGGUUGAGUGCGAAGUAUUUUUUUCGAAACAAUCAUAAGUCUCUCGCUAUGAAUAAUUUAAAGGAACGCACUGUGUUAUUUGACAGAACACCAAUGAAUCUCCUCGAGAUAUACACUUAUUUAUUGCCAUUCGAUCAGAACAUGAGAACAGUAUUUUUUUUCCACAAUAUGCUCAUACUUACGGUCGAAUGCAUUCUGAACACGUUUGUUUAUCGACAUGCAAAACUAACUAUUAUGUAUUUUAAUUUGAGUGAUAAAGGAUCC